AUGUGGAACUCCAGCUUUGAUCAGAGCUUGGCUCUUAUGAUAGACGACGAGAGAGAAAUCAUCGACAUCCUUUUCUUCGCUGUCAUCAUUUUCGUCAUCAGCAUCAUGGGGUCCGUGGCUAACAUCAUUAACAUCAUUGUGUUCAUCAAACAGGGAUUCCAGGAAACAGUGAACAUCAGCCUAAUGGCCUUAACUUUAUCUGACCUGGGCAGUCUGCUGACGUUGGUGGCUGAUGGGAUAAUUUUGAUCAUAUCCAAGAACUGGCCGGACGCCCCAUUCAACAUGAACGAUGUGUGUUACAUGCUAGGAGUGUUGCCGCACGCCAUGUUUGUCCGAGUCAGCUGGUUGAUCACCAGUUUCAUCACCAUAGAGAGAUGUCUGUGUGUCACCAUGCCCCUCAAGAUCAAACGCUACGUCACAGCAUCCAAAACAGUCGCUGUGAUAGUGUGUAUUUACGUCUGUGUUUUUGUGGGCUUGUCUCCGUAUCAACUUGAAAUUCACCUUGUCGCCACGUUCAACGUUCAGCUGAAUAUCACUCGACUAGAAAGCCACCACGACCAGUCCGCGCAAACAGAUGCAGAAAAAAUCAAAAUGGCGAAUGGAAUCUACACUGAAGUCCACGGUCGAGCAUCUAUCUGCGAGGGACAAGAAGCUGGUCAAGAUGGUUUUGACCAUCGCAUGUACUUUCUUCAUUUGCUUGAUCCCAAGCUGUUGUAG
This is a messenger RNA of Physella acuta, 717 nucleotides long. RefSeq lists its product as uncharacterized. Gene Ontology annotation, cellular component: membrane. The record is from RefSeq and is a predicted model, not a curated record. Lineage: Eukaryota; Metazoa; Mollusca; Gastropoda; Physidae.